CUUCUCUGUCUGAACAGCGAUAUUUCAGAAUGAGGAGAGCUGCAGUUUUUCUGGCGUUGCUGCUCUGUCUGCUCUGGACGGGGGCUCAGGGUGAGGAUGGAGGGGGGACAGGGAAGAAAGAGGGGGAGUUUGAUAUCCAAGGAGCCCACGAUCAGAGCAGCAGUCAGACCCAGAUGAGAACUGACCUCUGGGCUGAGCUGAAGGAGCUCAGAGACAUGGCCAUCGAACACAGGAUCAAGAUCCAGAGGCUGGAGCAAGACAACACAGUUCUAGAGACCAGGAUGAGCUCCAGUGAGAAGGAGGUGGAGGAGGUGAAGAGAGAGAACGCAGCCACACAGGUCAGACUGACAGCCAGCGAGAGCAAGAAUUCAGUUCUAGAAAACAGGAUGAGCUCCAGUGAAAAGGAGGUGGAGGAGCUCCAGAGAGAGAACGCAGACCGUCCUCAGGUGGCGUUCUCAGCCGGUCUCACUGAUGCAGGAGCAGUCGGACCCUUCACCACUGAUAUCACACUGAAGUACAGUAAAGUCUUCACCAAUAUCGGCCAGGCCUACAGCCCAACGACAGGUAUCUUCACAGCCCCCGUCAGAGGAGUCUACUACUUCAGAUUCAACGCGUGGGAGAACCGUUCAGCUGAGACCGGUGUUCAACUCUUUCACAACAACCACAAAAAGAUGGGGCUUUAUGAUUACAAUGGUGGCUCUGGCCGUGUCUCUACGUCUAACUCAAUGGUUCUUCAGCUGGAGAAGGGAGAUGUUGUCUACAUCGUUCUGCUCUCCAGCUACCCCGUUUAUGAUGAUUCGAAUAAUUACAUCAUUUUCAGUGGAUUUCUGCUCUUUCCUCAGUGAAGCCCACUCUAAAACACCCACUGCAUUAAGUUUCAACAUUACAUAUUAAUAAAUAAGUGUGUUGACUCAA
Trematomus bernacchii (emerald rockcod) is the source of this 915-nucleotide messenger RNA. Its product is annotated as complement C1q-like protein 2. NCBI's taxonomy places the organism in Eukaryota, Metazoa, Chordata, Actinopteri, Perciformes, Nototheniidae. The transcript is spliced from 6 exons. The record is from RefSeq and is a predicted model, not a curated record. The coding region runs from base 30 to 845 and encodes 271 amino acids. Gene Ontology annotation, molecular function: protein binding.